AUGGAGAGUCUCCAGCUGUCCCAAGUCCUCGCUGAUCUCAGCAACAUCAACGCCGCUGAGGCUGAAACUGCCACUGCCAUCGUCAACGCAAACACCACCCUUCACCGCCCCGAGCCUCGCACUUCCACAGCUUCCGCCCCUCCUGAAGACCUUCGACCUUCUGUUCUCAGACGUGCCCUGUCCGCCGAAGGCCCCGUUGAUAGAUUUGGACGCCGAAUCAUCCCAGGUACCACCGGGUCGCGCUCCGGCUCUGCAACGAACUCGGUCCCAGGUACCCCACGACGUGGAGAUGCCGAUCAGCUUGAUGAUGACCUAGAAAGAGCGUCCACUCUGAUGGCACUCUACGACAUCCGCGCCAAGCUGAAGCAGCAGGACAACAGCAGCCUUCUCAAGGCCAGGGAGAAGAUCAAUGCGCUUGCAGCUAAGCAGCAGGCGCAGCAGAACAACGAGCGAAACCUAAAGACGAGCGAUCAACUCCGACGAAAUCGAUACUCAUUCCCUAAGCCCGGGCUUUAA
Molecule: messenger RNA, 516 nt
Organism: Clonostachys solani
Lineage: Eukaryota; Fungi; Ascomycota; Sordariomycetes; Hypocreales; Bionectriaceae
Source: the annotation of a GenBank genome assembly